Molecule: messenger RNA, 834 nt
Organism: Arabidopsis thaliana (thale cress)
Lineage: Eukaryota; Viridiplantae; Streptophyta; Magnoliopsida; Brassicales; Brassicaceae
Gene: RKD3
Product: RWP-RK domain-containing protein
Exons: 4
Coding region: 1-834 (277 amino acids)
Biological process (GO): regulation of DNA-templated transcription
Cellular component (GO): nucleus
Molecular function (GO): DNA-binding transcription factor activity
Source: RefSeq, marked reviewed
AUGGCUGAUCAAAGACCUCUAAUGACCUGGUUAGAGGCCAACAACUAUGAAUCAUUCCUUCAAGAAGACAUAUUCUCGUUUCUCGAUCAAUCACUUUUCGUCGAUCCUCACAGCUCUUUCAUUGACCCUUUUAAGGAUUUUCAAACCCAAAAUUGGUUUUCUCUCCAAGACAGCAUUGUUAAUCAUAUAUCUACUACCUUUGCGGCUGAUCAUACGUUUCUGGCUUCACUUGAUCUUGAAGCUAUCUCUAGUACUUUCUCUCUAGAUAUAUCGAGUGGAUGGUGGAACGAGAAUAAUGGUAACUACAAUAACCAGGUCGAACCAAACCUUGAUGAAAUUUCAAGAACUAAUACCAUGGGAGAUCCAAAUAUGGAGCAAAUAUUGCAUGAAGAUGUUAACACAAUGAAAGAGAAAACAAGCCAGAAGAGGAUAAUUAUGAAGAGGCGAUAUAGAGAAGAUGGAGUCAUCAAUAAUAUGUCAAGGGAAAUGAUGAAGCAGUACUUCUACAUGCCGAUAACUAAAGCAGCCAAGGAGCUUAACAUUGGUGUAACCCUCUUGAAGAAAAGAUGUCGUGAGUUAGGUAUUCCUCGUUGGCCUCACCGUAAGCUCACGAGCCUAAACGCUCUAAUUGCUAAUCUCAAGGACUUGUUAGGGAACACGAAGGGGAGAACGCCCAAGAGUAAGCUGAGGAACGCUUUGGAGCUUUUGGAGAUGGAGAAGAAGAUGAUUGAGGAAGUUCCCGAUUUGGAAUUUGGGGAUAAGACUAAGAGGUUAAGACAGGCUUGCUUCAAGGCUAAAUACAAACGGAGAAGGCUCUUCUCAUCUUCUUCAUGA